Molecule: messenger RNA, 531 nt
Organism: Aureobasidium musti
Lineage: Eukaryota; Fungi; Ascomycota; Dothideomycetes; Dothideales; Saccotheciaceae
Source: the annotation of a GenBank genome assembly
ACCAAGAUGGGCUUCAGAAUCUCGUCGUAUACACUCAUCAAGAGUGUGUCGCUGGCACACAUCACAGCGGCAUACCUCCUCCUCUACAAGCCCCAAGUCCUGGCCGAGCAGAACAUUGUGGUUAUUUUGGGCGAGUCGAUGCAAGUGCCCACAGAAAUCACCGCUCUCGCGUCCAUUUUCAUGGCCUUCCUCGGCGUCAGCGACUUGAUCGCAGCCAGUCUUCCCGAACGCUCAUGCCUCGAAUACUGGUCCAACGUCCUGCCUUUCCGUCUCUUCAUGUUGUUUGCCGGCACUGGCUACAUCUACCUCACCAGAGGUGACGACACCACUACUUCGACUCUCCGAGCUCUCAAGGGCGACUCGAACCCGCUCGACCUAGUCAAGAACUCUUUCAUUUUCACCUUCAUGUUCAUGGAGACGCUCCACUGGUUCUGGGUCUUUGUCGCCAUGAAGGAAGAUAGACGCGAAUGGAUGGUCCGUGAGGCGACUGCUCAGCUUCGCGAAGAGGAGGAAAAGAAGUUCAGAAUGUAG